AUGCCAGAAGUUUUGACAAGAACACGGGUUCAGCACAGGGCAAACAGAGUCCGGACAAGCGGCACGACAGUGCAUCCGAGACUUGCUGCUGGUCUUGUGAAGAUUGAAUCUUGGAAAUUGGGGGAAGACAGCGGCAGCGAUGACCAUGCGCUGUUCUCGCUGUCCAUGCAUCCAGCAGGCAGUUCACCGAGCGAUGGCUUUAGGGCACUGCAAUCCGUACUUCCCGAAGGAGUGCAGGCGGCCCUGAAAGCAAUUCCUUGCAUUUUCCUGCCUCCAGCGCUUGGGCAACUAGUCUUCGGCAACCGUUUGCGUAACCUUGUGUUCUUAGCACGUUGGGUCCACCCCGGGUUUCCUGUCUUGUGCGAGGGUUUGUCGGAGGAUUGGCUUGUGGAGCGUAAAGGGGCAGCACCGUCCCAGCCUUUCCCACCAGCUUGCCUCGAUGCUAGUGCAGCAGAAAGGUGUGUAGCCGUCAUGCGGUCGAUGCUUUCGGAGAUCAUUUCAGCAGAUGCAGACUCUGAUCAUGUUGAGGGCAUCCGCUCAGAAGCUUUGCGAUGCAUUGUUGACGUUACAAGGCACAAAACGUCUUUGUGCACUGUUCCCGACGAUGCAGCUAGAAAGUUUGCUUCUGUUGCCUCACAUGAUUCCUUUUUGAGACAGAUACUUGCAAGCUUGGAUCUUCGAAAUCGGGGGCAGCUGAAGAGCCAUGCUCUGCGCUUUCUGCAGUGUUUGCCAGCAGGAGUUAGACCAGGUGCAGAGGCAUGGGCACGGGAGCAUUUUGCUUCCUCCUCAAGCCUUGCCGAUGGUAGAGUGAUGCUUGACAUUGCCAUGUUGUUGUUCCAGCGUGCAAAGCUUUCCAGGUUGGGUCCAGUGCACAGGUACAUCUGGGGCGAUAGUACUUCGAAAGGGCACAAAGAUAUCUACAAUGUGCGGUACCGCUUUCUUGCAGCAGCUGAUGCAGUGGAACUUGCCAGGUCUUUCAAGUGGCUUUGUAUGAACCAGGCAGACAAAGCUGAGGAGGCAGCGGCAGAGGAUGGGGAUGAAAUGCCUGCGGAUGCAGAGAAACACAGGCAGCGAGCGGUUCGAUCGCAGUCCCUCUUCGAUCGCAUAGAAAUGCACACGCAAGUUCCUCAGCUUCUGGGGCAAGGCCGCACACAGCUCGUAGACAAAGUCGGGGCGCACGUGCUUUCGGCUUUGCUUGAGUGCGGGGACUUAGAGGCAUUGGAAGGGUACUUGGGGUCCUGUGUAGGGUGGUGUAGUGAUAUGGGUGUCGAGAGCCAUAUGCCAGAGUGCCAAGUCAAGUGUGUGGAAAGCACAUUGCCUGCAUUUAUCCGCCCCUUGCGGUUGCACGUAGCCGAGGGUGAUGAUGAUGGGUUUGUUGAUUUGAGCCUAGCGGUAGAACCCCAGCCGGAGCGACCUGAGAAUCACAACUUCAUGCCCAGAGCCCAAUUCAAGUGCCCGGAGCAUGCCAUGCCAUUCACAAUGCAGCACUGGGACCCAGUUGCUUACUCUCGUGGUCUGCAGGAAGAUGCGGUGGAGGGUGACGAGUUUUCCUGUCGCCAGCUACUCCACUUUGCUGAGUCCGUUUUCUCUCUGCGUUUCGCUGACUUUGCAUCGGCCUUGCAAAAUCCUUUGUCUGUGGAUGCCUGGGGUCGACUGAAGCUAGAGUGGAGCAAGGCAGCAGCGUUUGUUUGUGAAAACUUGAAAAUCCGUUUGGGUUUCUAUCAGUCCCUGCCUUGGAUAAUCCUCGGCGGCACCCAUGCAGAUCCUGUGAAGGCAAGAAAAUGUUUGCAGGAAGCCCAGCGCUUGUGGCAAGACUUGCCAGAGGAUGCCCGAAGCAUGCAGCAUGUCAUGGCCCAGGAGUUGUUCUCCCCAGGCCCCCUCCGGGAUGAUUUGCAGCGGUUCGUGUCAGAAUCCGAGCCUUUGAGCGCUUGUCCGAGAUUGGAAGAAUACUUGGCACCCCUGACCUUUGUGCAGACUGCUGAGCGUAUUAUAGAAGGAGCGCACAAGGAUCUAGGCACCCUCCCGAAGCGGCACAGCAUGACAGCUCUUUCCAUUCAGCUCAGAGCGCCAGAACUCAACCGCAGCCUGUCCUUGAAACCAGAUUCCUUUGCAACCUUGCUAGAUGAGUUUGUGAUUGCUCGCAAAGUGAGGCGCUUCAGCGAUGUUUUUCCUUGCUUCAAAGCCCAUCCGGCUUUCCAGGCAUUGGCGCACCAGCGUCGCAGGGCACCCAGCAGUGCUCAUUUGAAGGUCUUGCGAUCGAUAUUGUAUCGCGAUGCAACUGUGCAGCAUGGCGACCUGCGACAGUCCGUGCAGUGGCACAAAUCGCAGAAGAAACUUCUAGAUCAGGCUAAGCAAGCAUUUGUGCCCAAAGAACCAAAACUUUCACAGGCUUUGCUCUAUGCACAAGCAGGAAUCGCAUAUGUUCGUUCAACUUGCUCGCAGGAUUCGAGUGCUGUGCUGUCCAUCGAAGAUCGGUUUUAUGUCCCUCUGAUUCUCCGCCCUUCGAGCAUCCGACAGCCCUCGCAUGCUCCCUGCACAAUUGCGGCCAUGGGCAAACACGAUAUUUUGGUUUCCAGGCUAGAGAACUUUGGAAGCACGGAGGCCCCACAGGUCUCAGCCCUGCCAGAUGGUCCUGGAGGAGAGGUCCUCAAUCUGUGCGAGCAUGUCAACAGACUGGGUCUAGAUGCUUUCCUUGCCAAAGCACAAUUGUGGCGGAGGCCAGGGAAUGUGCAGCUAGCGUUGCCAGGCAUUGAAGGUGUGUCCCCAGCCGACAUUUGUCAGCUGCUUCAGCGCAUGGUUGAGAACAAUGCUUUGGCAGGGUGCAACUUUGGUGUCGUGCCAGUCAGAGGUAGUAGUGAAGACUUGGUUUUGCAGGCCUUGGUUGAGGAAGGUUUUGCAGAGAAGACUUGCUUCGGAGCUCGCUUAACAGCCGAUGGUGUUGCGAGCUUGCACUUUCGACACAGCCUUGAGUCCCCACAACCUUUAAACCAAGCCCGGUCGUUGCCUCUGAUGGACCUAGAUGUCAUGGAGCUUAUGGCAAUCAUGAAAUCUGAGGGGUGGGAAUGGUCUUUGCUUCCUGCAAAGGCAAAGCGCCGUGAGCUGAGGUACUCUGUGGGAGAGCCUUUGCAGUGGUAUACGGCUGGAGUAUCUGUCAACAAAUGCUAUUUGCUUUGCCUGCUAACUGCUGAGAAGUUGAAAGAAGAGCAUGACAUUCAGUCCAUUCCUCAUGCACUUCCUGCAGAAGCCUAUGAAUCCAUUCUGACGGGCAUGCAGCCACAGGCAGCAGUGCAGGCCUUGCUAGAUCGGCCUCGCAAGGGCAAGAAGCGAGCUUCUCUGGCUUUGGAAGCAGACGUAGACGAGGCCGAGAAUGUUGAUUCUGAUGCAAGGCACACAGCUAGGAGAAGGCUUGCAAUCGCUGCAGCAGAAGCUGUAGGAGAGCAGAUCGAUGACGGUGGCGGGGCUUUUCUUGAGGAUGAGGGCGAGAGACUGUGGGAAGGGGGAGAGGGCGUUGAUGAUGACGACGAUGUGGAUGACGACGAGCUUAUGGCAGAACUCGAAGCCAUAAUUGAUGCAGAGGCCGCAGCAGACCCAGAGGGUGACGGUGCGGAUGAGCGUGCUGCUGCAGGCAACCGCACUCCCCCUGAGCCUCCUGUGGCUCCUAGUCCUAGGUUCCCGGUCUUCAUCCUCAUCGAGCUCCUCUUCCAGCAGCUGAACAGGCGUAUGGUCGCAGUUUGUGGCCACGUUGUGGCUGCAUCUUUGUCGUGGAGGCACCUUUGCUUGCUCACGGCAGCGGUCUCGGAGCUCCUGACAGAGGAGCUGGCAUUUUGCAGCAGAGAGGCGGUGGACUUUGUUUUAGUUGGGCAGUUUCUGGCCAAGUCUGAAGCAUUAAGGACUCUGGCGGUGGGGAUGGUGUUUCUUCGUCCAGUCGGCCAGAUGCCUAGCUCUCAGCUGAGCUUCUGGUGGCAUGGCGGUGCUUCGGACCGCGGGACUGCCUUGCAUGUCACGACAGAGAGCCAAUUGAAGCUAAACUUAGCCCGUGUCGAGACCAAGUGCUCCGUCGCGGCAGGGCAGGUUCUGAAGAAAGCGCGAAUCGAGACUCAACGCACACAGGAGUUUGAAGCCGGCCCCAGGGGAGUGGCAGAUCUUCUUCGGUGGCCUCAGCAGAUCGCAGACAUUGAAAGUACUUGGGUAGCCCAAACCGGGUUGCGGUCGCAGCUUCGAGAGAAUCUGAACCGAAAGAUGUGGCUCACGUCAGCCUAUUCCGGCAUGUGCACUUUCGAGCACAUUCUUGCUCGGCUUGCAGAAGGAGUUUUGCCUCCGUGGGAUUGGGAGAGACUCAACUCAGGCCCAGAACCUCAGGCAAGCCGUUGCGGUCCAUUUGUUCAUUGGUCGGGCUUUGAGACAAGCCCGGCUUGCAGGGAGCUCAUUUUGAGCUCGCAGAGCUUUCGGCCAAUGCACUUGUUUGGUGACAUUUGUGAUCAGUGUGACCCGAGUGUUGUUGCAAAGAUGAAGUUUGUGGUCAGCACUUUGAGGCAGCGAGCCGGGGCCUUGCGAGAAGAACUGAAAACAGCAGACACCGUGCCUGAGAAGCGCAAGCUGGCAGCCAGCAUCGAAGAGCUAAGCACUCGCUCUAUGUCAAAGUUGAUCCAGAUCGCUAAGGAAGCCUGCAAACAAGGACAGAUGAGGGAGACAGGGUAUUGCUGGGCAUGCAAGAAAGAGUGCCCCUACCUUCCACCCAAAGCACCUGUCGACAUACACUUUGAGCUUGGCGGCAACACCUGCGUUGCCUUUUCCCCUCAGGGGAAUCGAGAAAAAUGGCUACAUGACUCUGCUGUGCCAGCAGCAAUCUGGCUGGCAAGGGCCCGGCACUCUGGCGUGGAUUGGCUGCUGCAGGAAUGCAGCCACUGCUUUAACAGCGUGGAGUGCUUGCAGACCGUUUUCGAGCCACGUGCUGGGUGGCAAACCAGCUGUGUGCAGCUUUGCCCAACUGCGGUGGGAGUUCCCAUGCGGCGGCCUCGCAACAUCACAUGGACCAUCAACACGGGCAGGUUCUCGCUACUGCAGGCCUUUACAGCUGACUCUUUCAGGGCUGUGGCCGGCAGCACGACCCAGAUCUCCGGGCAUGAUUUCUUUUGUGCUCCUGAAGCAGAUGUUGUGUGGGCUUUGCAGGCUCAGGCUCGUGCUAACAAUGUCGUGCUUGCAGAUGGUGAGGCUGAUGCAGGAUACAAGGUUUUGCCGCAGGGCGUGAAGGCACGGUUGCUGAAGUAUGAGGAGGAGAUGACACAACAACUCAGGGGGCCUGAGAGUGGCUUAACUCCGGUGUUGGAUCUCUCCCAGAAUGUGAGUGUGCGGAAAAACAUGUCAUCCACAAUCCCGGCAAUCCUUCGAGGUUCCAGGAUCUGGUCUUGCCAAGAGCGUCGCGAGAUGCUCUUCUUCUCGUUUGGGUGGCCAGUGCCUGAGAUCUCGAUGAGCAGUGCAGAACAUGAAUUCCCAUUCGAGAAUGAAGUUCUGCAGAAGCUGGGAGAUCGGGCGAUGAAAGCCAUGCUCGGCAACUCUGUGCACUGCCGGCUGUUUGGGCUCGUGUUUGCAUAUGCAAUGAUCAUCACAAAGAUGCACCCUGCACGACCAACCCCAACGACAGCCGACGACAGCAAGGUGCAUGCAGCCAGGUCCCAUGCAGCCUUAGGUGAUCGCAAGAUGGCUGAGGAUGAAGUUUCCGCACUCCUCAGAGACAGCCUUGAUGAUGCAUGGGAUGCGGCUGAGGCUGCGGAGGAGGAUCCUCACACGCCGCCCAAGAAGAAGGGCCGGGGGUGUCCAAGCAGUGCCGAGAAGGAGAAGGGCCCGGGCUUGCAUGGCAAACUUGGCCGUGGCAGAGGUGCCAAAGCCAAGGCCAAGCCACAGCCCAAGAAGGCGGUGAAGCGCACUCUGGUAAAGAAGUGCCGGGGGUGCAAGGCCAUGCUCGCGAGCUAUCAUGAGCUCUGCCCGGAGGCCGCCGAUGAUCAAGGCCCAGUGUGUGGCCGCAAGCGGGGCGUGUGGUCCUUGGUGAAGUACCAAGAACGAGUCACAGCUGCGAGCGGGAUCAUCAAGGACACGUUGGGCGAGAUGAUGUGGGAGAAGCUAUGGAUGGAACACGCGCAAACCGCGCGUGGCGGCAAGCUUCGGGAGGAAGAGGCUGCCAAGCAGUGGCUUGAGUGGAUGGACGCCAUCAAGAAAAGGGACAAGAACGUCCGCUACGACUUUGGUGGCCCGGAUGGAAAGCCACGGGUGUGGGUGAAGACGCAGGACUUGAUCAUCGAGCGCAGCAGUUACAUGAAGUCCAAGGAAGUCCUCUGUGAGGGCGAUUCCAAGAAGAAGGCCACUAACGACGAGGUUGACCGGCUCAGGCCAGAGCUGCUCAGGAAUCAUAGCCAGGGUAUGGAUUUUGAUGAGGUUGCGGCGGCCAUGGCUCGCAAUGAGAACACCUUUGCAGGGGCCUCCGGCUUUAUCCUGGACGUCCUCGACCUGAUGCCCGAUGGCAUGGAUGAGGAUGAGGAGGGUGAGUGUGACGAUCACACGGACGGCAAGGACAAGGCUGCCGAGACGUUGCCGGAGGAGAAGGACAAGGAGAUUUGGGUCGAAAGGGAUAAGGUGGUUUCCGCCAGUGUGCGUGCCAAGACGGCUGAGCUGGAACAGUUUGAGUCAAAGGCCUUGGAACAGCUCUCGAAGCAAGAGCAAA
Molecule: messenger RNA, 6715 nt
Organism: Symbiodinium necroappetens
Lineage: Eukaryota; Dinophyceae; Suessiales; Symbiodiniaceae
Source: the annotation of a GenBank genome assembly